This is a messenger RNA of Drosophila bipectinata, 706 nucleotides long. Its product is annotated as ctenidin-3-like. The record is from RefSeq and is a predicted model, not a curated record. Lineage: Eukaryota; Metazoa; Arthropoda; Insecta; Diptera; Drosophilidae.
UCGCCGCGUUCCCAGAGCGCACUCAACAAUUUAAACCAAGCAAAGCGUUCCAAGCCAUGAAAGCCUUUGUGUGUCUUUUGAUUAUUGGAGUGGCCAGUGUGUCGGCCAAACCGAAGCCAGGUGGUGGCGGUGGCUGGUCCUCUGGCGGAGGAGGAGGCGGUGGCUGGUCUUCCGGCGGCGGUGGAGGUCAUGGAGGUGGCGGUGGCGGUCAUGGAGGCGGCGGCGGCGGCGAUGUCCAGAUCAUUAAAGUGAUCACAGAAAGCGGAGGAGGCGGUGGAGGUGGAGGCUGGUCAUCCGGUGGAGGAGGAGGUGGCGGCUGGUCUGGAGGUGGAGGAGGCGGCGGUGGCUGGUCCUCUGGCGGCGGUGGUGGAGGACAUGGCGGCGGCGGCGGUGGAGGAGAUGUGAAGCUCAUCAAGAUCAUCAGCCUGGGCGGAGGCGGAGGAGGAGGUCACGGAGGCGGCGGCGGCUGGUCUUCCGGCGGCGGUGGAGGCGGAGGCUGGUCCGGCGGAGGAGGUGGUGGCCAUGGAGGCGGCGGCGGUGGCGGCACCAAGGUCAUCAAGAUCAUCAAGCUCAGUUCCGGCGGCGGAGGCGGCGGCGGACAUGGCGGCGGCGGUGGCUGGUCCUCGGGCGGCGGUGGUGGCGGCGGCGGUUGGCAGCCAGCCGGUGGCUGGGCCUAAGCCACUGAGAGAAAAUCCCUGGACAUACA